Molecule: messenger RNA, 738 nt
Organism: Ochlerotatus camptorhynchus
Lineage: Eukaryota; Metazoa; Arthropoda; Insecta; Diptera; Culicidae
Product: protein transport protein Sec61 subunit gamma
Exons: 2
Coding region: 137-343 (68 amino acids)
Biological process (GO): protein targeting; post-translational protein targeting to membrane, translocation
Cellular component (GO): membrane; Ssh1 translocon complex
Molecular function (GO): transmembrane protein transporter activity
Source: RefSeq, a predicted model, not a curated record
AAAUUCAUUACUUUUCAUUCGUUCGCCCGUGCAGAAGCAACGUAGUUUGUGUGGUUUGUGAAAAAGUCGAAAUUUUCGUGAAAAUUGUGCUCUAUUGUGUGGGAUUCUUCUCUACCGACGUUAAUUAAAGCAAGCAAUGGAUCAAAUCGCCAAGAUCUACGAACCGGGCCGUUCCUUCGCCAAGGACUCGAUCCGAUUGAUCAAGCGCUGCACCAAGCCCGAUCGGCGCGAGUUCCAGAAGAUUGCCAUCGCCACGGCCAUCGGGUUCUGCAUUAUGGGAUUUAUCGGUUUCUUUGUCAAACUGAUACACAUCCCGAUCAACAACAUCAUCGUCGGAUCGUAAGAAGGGCAUCGAGUGCUGGGCCCGGGUGGGGCUAUAUCCUGAGCAGAGAGAAGGAGAGUUAGGGAUUUGUUUAAUUGUAGCAACAAUCAGAUGAGACUGGGGUAGGAAAGGGGCUACUAGCGAAGGAAAAGUUUCACUCUUCAAAAAACAUUUAUGUCAUAAAACCACUUAUUAAAACUGUCUUUACAUUCAUAAGGAAUCCCACACACUCUUUAGCUUUUAAAGAAUACCUAAUUACAACGUUUGAAAAUGUGUGAUGUUUGCGCAGAUGUGACGAAUCGUGAAAAGACACAGAAUGUGCAAACAAGAUGAGCUGAGAAACAUUUAAGUAAACAAAAUGAUUUAUCGUACACACGAAGGAAUGAUAAUAUAAUUUAUUGUUUCAUUGUAAUUUA